This is a messenger RNA of Magnolia sinica, 549 nucleotides long. RefSeq lists its product as uncharacterized. The transcript has 5 exons. NCBI's taxonomy places the organism in Eukaryota, Viridiplantae, Streptophyta, Magnoliopsida, Magnoliales, Magnoliaceae. The coding region runs from base 1 to 549 and encodes 182 amino acids. The record is from RefSeq and is a predicted model, not a curated record.
AUGUUCUUCUUCGAUCUCCUCUCUCGGCUCGGUCUGGCUUCCUCGGAAGUCGCCCGCUUCUUCGCCAUGAGUGAGAGAAGCAUGAAAAUGGAGAAAAUGGAGGUCACCACCUCAAAGAAAGCCAUGGGGUGUGAAAGCUUGGGAUGGUACCAUCUCUCAUGCAUGAGGCCAUCACUGGCUAAUGCAAGCAUAGCAAAAGAAUAUAAAUGCCCUUUCUGCCUUUGUAUUGAGACUGAAGCUAUUUCUAAGAAUGGUAGGCAUCCUUUGAUAUCCAGGGAAACACGCCCUGAACUAAUGAUGUUCAACGAACUUCUGUGUGAUGCUAGGGAUUUUUAUGUAGGGAUUACAGAAAUAGAUAUAGUACAAGAUAUUGUGGAUCAAGCUUUGGCAUGCAAGUCCCACUUAACUGACAUAGUGAAUCGUGUACUUGCAUAUGUCAACAAAGAUCUUAGUUUCAUGUUUGAAAAUCUUUUUAUUAUUUUGAAAGGUGAAGUCGAUCAUAAGUUCUCUAAUGAAGCCAAAGGCCAGGAUGAAGGAUGUACCAGCUAG